This is a messenger RNA of Caenorhabditis sp. 36 PRJEB53466, 3758 nucleotides long. NCBI's taxonomy places the organism in Eukaryota, Metazoa, Nematoda, Chromadorea, Rhabditida, Rhabditidae. The record is from the annotation of a GenBank genome assembly.
AUGUCGUCAUCAGAAGAUACUUUUGAAGCAGAAACUGAAGAAUCUGCUGAAGAAACUAGGCACGCGGCGUUAAAUCGAUUAGAGCCAGAACGUGACCCUGAAGAUACCGACGAGGAGUCCAGUGAUGAAGGAAGCGAGGAACCUACCUUUGAGGUAGGAAGUUCUAAGACCAAAAACAUUCUGUACUUUGAUUUCAACAGGUUGAAGAAAUCAUUGCCGUGGCGUGUACUGACAAUGGUAAAGGUUUGAAGUUCGAAACCCGCUGGGUUUCUGAUCAGUCGACAACUUGGGAGCCGUUGUCGAGCUUCCACAACGGAUUAAAUCACGAGGAAAUUCAGAGAUUUAGAAGAAAAAAUCCGGCGAAAUUCGACGCAGAGAUAGGUGAGCAAUACACCAAUGGUAAAAAAAGAGCAACAGGUUACAGCCAAACUGAACCUAAAGAAGCGGAAAUCGAAAGUACACCGUCAUUGGUUGUACGCGCCGCUGGAUGGAGAUGAAGAAAGACACGAAAAGCCCGAUACAAACGCAAAGUCUCGAGAGGUGAAGUCUUUGGCGGAUCCGAAUCGUCUUCAAGACCCUGACGAAGCGGUAGGUGAACAAGAACAAGUUCAAACUUAAAAAAGAGUUCAGUUCUUCUUAAUCUUUUGCCUUUCAGUUCCUGAAAACUUACACUCCUGGUAUUCGCAGUUCUCGCAGCAAAACCCGCGAGUUGAAAAGUGUUCUCAAUGCCAGCACAACUGUCCCCAUCCCGAAACCGUCACCGAAAAAGGAAAAAGAAAAAAAAAAGAGAGCGCCGGGUGGGGGAAGAAAAAGAAAGCAGCCGGAAGAGGUAAGCGAAGACGAAAGGACCCGGGAGGAAGGAAGCAACACACGGAUUUGCACCACCUGCCUUUCCCGCGCAAAACCCUUUCUAAUUAUAAUAUGAAUUGAAACGACGAGCAGUUCCCUACUAUUUCUGAUUCAUAUGCAUACGAAAGCUUUUCUCAGCUCCCCUUUUUCUUCGGUCACCAUUCGAAGAAAAUAGGGAAGACUACUCUAUCGGUUAAUAGAUAAGAACAAUAGUGCAACUUUUCUUUUCAGCAGCUAAAUGUAGUUCGAAAAUUGAUUUGUGACCCGACUCGAUCGCUAGUUUUGAAAUCCACAUAAAUCCAUCCUCAUAUUAUUUGCGUUGACUCAGUUCUCAUAAUUUAUGACCCACGAGUAGUAUUCAAAUUGUUCUUCAUAGCCCAUAAAUUAUGGGCGGCGCUAACUACAGUACGCCUCUGUGACUCGGCGCGAAAAUAAACAAAUCAUUCACCUUCACUGUUGUAUCAUUCUCCUCCUCUUUCUGGCCAUUUCUCAUCGCUUACGCAGCUUUGGGCCACUCUCCUCGGCUUUUCUAAUGUGCGCUAUGCGAAAUGUUAUAGGAGCGAUUCUGCUUAGUUAAUGUAUUCAGCGAGAAAAUUACUAACGUUAGGAUGAGGUCUUUCUCUAUACUUCAGAGAAUAAUAUAGUGAACUCGAAAUUCGAAUGCACUUUCUUCAUGACUUAAUGCGCGGUUCUGUCGCCCAAAUUAACUUAAUCGGUUUACAGGCUCCUUUGGCUUCCACAGCCCCAUCGGGAUCCUCAACUCCAGUACCACGUAAGUCGAAAAAUAUUUCCGAGAAAGCUUCGCUAGUGCCAUUGACCCAACCGAAACGUUCCUCGUCGCCUGUGAAGCCAGUCAAAAAUAUGAACACGACGAAGCCAAAACAAAGAGAACGGCAGUUGAAUUCGUCAGAUGAAGAAAUUGACGAAACGAAUAUGUACGACUCGGACGAGGAAGUUCCGGCGCCGCCACCGAAAAAGGCUGCAACUUCCGCUCGGAAAACCAGAAAACCCACUGACAGCUCUACGUUUUCUCAAACCACAUCGACGAACUUGCUCAAGAGAAAAGCAACUGGUCGCUCGCCUUCGCGUUCCUUGACGCCACCACGCCGUGCGGAAACUUCAGCUCCUCCGAGAGGUAGCGAAGAAAAUAAUUCGGAAAAAGCGUACGAACAUGCGGAUGGCUGGCAGGUAGUCAAUUCAAAAGAAAUGCGACUACGCUUUGAGAGGGUGCGUCCCUGCCCACCCCAUUUUCUUCAUGGUUAACCGUUUUGUAGAUGGCAGACGAGGCGGGAUUGGGUUUGACCCAUGCGACCGAAGUUGAGCGAUCCAAACGCCUACGAGAGGAAAGACUGCUGAAUAUCGACGUGGGGAAAACUGUCGCCGAACUGCUCACUUCUUGGGUACUUUAUUUUGGAGUUCGGUUGUUUCUCUUCUGAACAUUGUAAUUUGCAGAUCGAUCCUUCUCAUGAUCAGCUGGAAAAUGCAGCCGAUCACAUUCUUCUCCUGAAAACGAGAUGGGAAGAACUGAUUGAAAACAAAGGCGAUAGGAGAGAUUUCCACGAAGUGUUCGAAGCAAUUACAGAAGAAACCGGCAACUUUCCACUUCACGCGGUAAUCAAAACUUAAUCAUCCACAUAAUUUGUUUUCCAUUUCAGCUGAUCAGAAUCGACGCCAACAAGGCGCACUCUCUUGGCGAGGACUACGAUAAACCGCGUCUCGAUAAAGUGAUCUCACUGCUCACUCAGUUGCUGACCACUGUGGUGCCACACAACGUUCUGGCCGCCCAAGACAACUAUGACUUCACCCUGCUUCAUCAUGCGAUCGAACGGAAACAGGUAAAUUAAAUUUUUUUCAAUGAUGAAAAUGGCAUUUAUUUGUCGUCAGCUGGAACUUUCCCUGAGUCUCAUUCAAGCGGGAUCUCCACUCCAUCUUUUCAACAAGACCCACCGAGUCUCUCCUCUCGAAAUGGUUAUUUUCACCGAUUCGACACACAAAAGCGAUCCGGUCAAAAAUCGAGAAGUUCUGAUUCCGAUCUUCGAAGCGAUCCUCAGAGCCGGUGGCUCUUGCCAUUAUAUGGUCGAGGGUCCGCCGUACCACAAGGAACUCGGCUUCGUUUGGGACAAGUGAGAUUAUGAUAAAAAGAGCAUUUAUAAAGUCAAUGGUUUACAGUCGACACCAUCGCUCUCAACUACAAAAAAGCCCCAACAAAGACGCCAUAAUCAAUGCGGCCAAGGAGUUUUACUUCAGAAGUCUGUCGGUUCAGUUCCGAGGGGCCAUGAAUGAGCGGGUGCCGAGGCUGCACGAUGUGAAGGACGCCGGCCCGAUCGUGACUUUCCCACGCGGGCUGAUCUAUGAUACCGGGCACAUCCAGGAUAACUGGUUCCUAUACUCGGAACCGUACAAUCAGAGGACCGAAGCGGAUCGCUUUUGGCUAGUCGUUAUCCCGAUGUGCUACAAGGUUAGUGAAGAAUACGAAUCAUCAUGCGACGCGGUUAUUUCAGGAUGAAAAGCUGGUUGCUGGUUUGGAAUCGCCCAGAAACACGGUUGUCUAUGUUGGAAAAACUAAAUGUCCGAGGCUCGAAUACGGCGGAAGAAACACAAUUUUCUUUGAUGCGACGAGAGCAGUCAAGAAUCACUUUAUUGCCGUCGACAGGGCUCUGGAAAGCCUUCCCGCAGGCCAACGCUUGGCGUCUAGAAUUCGGCCGGAUCAUAGCGUUUUCAACAUUCACAUCGAAAUCGAUCCCAGUGAGAGGGAAGCGGUGUUCAUCGCGUGUCGGCUCGUGCGUUAUGUGAACGCAGAAGAAAUGCAGCCGCGAGAGAAAUCGCCCCCGAUGCCUUCUUUCCGCACUUUGUCCCCCACCAGCUACCCAUCUGCUCGUAAUUCCCAUCCCGGUCCUUCGCGAACUUAG